AUGGUCAACCACGGGCGCUCUGGAGGUUGCGUGACAUGCAAGCAACGCCGCGUGAAAUGUGACGAGGCGAAGCCCGAGUGCCGAGCGUGCCAGCGUCUGAAGCUGCGCUGUGGAGGCUACAACCGGUCCAAGGAUGCCAAAUUGAAGUUCAAAGACCAGAACCGCCGGUUCUACACCAACCUCAACCAAGAUGUCAAUUCUCACAGCCGUGAUGUCGCGAAGGUGGCGACUAGUCCGGGUCGGUGGUCUGAGUCUGAUGUCCAGGACCGGGGGUUCGUGAGGGCCUUGACCUUGCGGCGGCCCUCUGAGCCCGACACCGCCGUGCAGUUCUAUCUCGGCCAUUACGCCAGCAUGGGCCGCGAUAUGGGAUCCACGCGCGGGUUCUUCGAACUGCUUAUACCAGCCUAUUUCUCGGAGCGGGAAGAAUCGGCGCUUUCGAUCGCUGUGUCGGCGCUGGCUUCGGAGGUCUUGUCCAUGUGGCGGCAAGACGCCAGCAGCUUCCGAUCACCACGAAAGUCUUAUUUCCGGGCCAUCAGACGCCUUCGGACUGCAAUACAGGAUCCCAUCCAACGUGGCAAGCCGGCAACUGUGUUGGCGGUGCUGACGCUCCAGACUUACGAGAAUGCCGCUGCGAUAUAUGAUCUUCGCCGGGUCUCAAGCACGCACCACAAUGGCGCAGCAUCUUUGCUCUCGGUUAUGGGCCCAAACAACAUGGACAGCAUGGUGCGCGCCUACUUACGAAAGUUUAUGCUACACACCGAAGUUUCGACCGCCAUCCGUCAGAAAAAGCCAGUGAGGAGUAUCCCAUACUCAUGCAUUAGGAGCAAGGAUAUGAUGGCCGUGCCAGAAAACCCCAGUUCAGCACUCGAUGCCAUAGGGGCAUCCGUUGCCGAAUUACAGGCCAGCUACACGCAGUUUGUGACACACGGUUGCUUCAAAACGUCGUUGACGUGCGUUUUGGAGGAGUGGAUAGCCGAUGCAAAGAGAGUUGAUGCAGAGCUUCUGGCGUGGGCGGAAAACGUACCGAAUUACUGGAGACCGGUCAGGCUGAUAAGUGGUCAGGAUAUUGAUUCGUCCAUUCCCACCUACCAGUCUAGCUGUGACGUGUAUCCUUCCUGCCAAAUUGCCAGCAUUUGGAAUCUCUGCCGCUUCCAACGCCUCUUGCUGGCCAAGAUCACACUCGGCUCCCUCAAUGUAUUCUCCGAUCUGGGUCGCUUUGGUUUCGCACACGGCCAGUCUUUUGGUGACCCCACAGAUUUCGUCAACUGCGAACAAAGACUCCAAGAAGUGGUCGACAGCGUGUGCUACAGCAUACCCUUCUACCUUGGCAACCGAACCCGCCGGUCCAGUCUCGCAGACUUUACUGACCCGAUGGUUCUGCUUCCCAGCCAUCACUCAUUAGAAGAUCGGACACGACUGGACAGGGAUCGUCUCGCGGCGGGUAUCUCGAGAGACGACCACAGGCGCCAUGUCAUUGCGCAGGGGCCGUGGCGCGCCAUGCAUCCGCUGAGCCGUUUGUCGACGCUCUUCUCGGAAGAUCACGGCGAGAUGAUAGCGAGACUUCUGAGACCUGGACAGCGGGAGUGGAUCUGCAACCAGUUCCUGCGUGUCGCCACGUUGCUGCAUCUUCCCUCGGAGUUAGGCAAUGGCAUGGAGAGAUCCGAAUCUGUGGGAGUGCCUGCAGAUGCUCAGGCGGAGUAUCUGGCCAGGAAGAUUAGGAAGGGUGCAAUUCUUAUGACGGGGCCGUAA
This is a messenger RNA of Aspergillus pseudotamarii, 1749 nucleotides long. Its product is annotated as Zn(II)2Cys6 transcription factor domain-containing protein. NCBI's taxonomy places the organism in Eukaryota, Fungi, Ascomycota, Eurotiomycetes, Eurotiales, Aspergillaceae. Gene Ontology annotation, molecular function: zinc ion binding; DNA-binding transcription factor activity, RNA polymerase II-specific. The record is from RefSeq and is a predicted model, not a curated record. The coding region runs from base 1 to 1749 and encodes 582 amino acids. Gene Ontology annotation, biological process: regulation of DNA-templated transcription. The transcript has a single exon.